UGACAAUUUUCGCCUUUCGGCCAUAUUGUUAUGACGCAUACAAGAUCAUAGGUCUCCGCCAGUGACGAGUCUUCUCGCAGUUGACGUGGCUACUACGUACCGUCCCGUUCGCCCACUCCGGACGCAGCAUAUACGGUGACGAGGAAUACGUAACUGGUGAGCGAAGUGGGCAUGGACGGAAUGGUCGAGGAGAACGGCACGUCUGGCGCUGCAGGCGUCGCGGAUCCUCUAUCGAGCGCGGGGUCCUCGGCCGGCGGCGCGCCGCACGUCGUCGUCACCAGCAUCGUGCAGCUCACGUUGCCGACACAGGCGCCAUCCGCACAGGUGCAAUCAGUAAUACAACCUAAUCAACAGUCUGUAAUUCAAACAGCAUCUAAUAUACAACCAGUGCAAUUGCCAAAGGGAAAUGUUAUAUUGGUCACUAAACCAAGCUCAGUUAUACACACCACCCAGGGAACUUUGCAAACUUUACAGAUUAAACCGGAACCUAACACCAUACUGAGCGCACAAGGACAAUCAUGCAGUGAUGACAGUUGUAGUGAUGAUGAAAGUCCCAAGAGGAAAUAUAGAGAGAUGCUGACCCGUCGCCCUUCAUAUCGAAAAAUUCUUAAUGAUCUUGGUGGUGCAGAGAUUGCAGAAAAUCGCAUGGGAACUAAAGGAUUGGAAAAUGAAGUUUCGCUGUCGUCUUUAUCGUUUGCGCCAGUGAUUCCAGCUGACAGCGGGCUGCACACGCUGGCAGUGUCGGGCACGGCGGGCGGCGGCGCCAUCGUGCAGUACGCCAAUCAAGACGGACAGUUCUACGUACCGGGGCCGAUACUAGAAGACCAAACGCGCAAACGAGAGUUGCGGCUACUUAAAAACCGGGAAGCAGCUAGAGAAUGCCGACGCAAGAAGAAAGAAUACAUCAAAUGUCUGGAAAACAGAGUUGCAGUGUUAGAAAACCAAAACAAGGCUCUAAUAGAUGAAUUAAAAUCACUAAAGGAACUGUAUUGUCAGCAAAAAACUGAAUGAGGUCCAGCCGGCUAACCAGGUGUGCCGCUGCCCUGCCGGUGAGAGCCUCGAGGCACGCUGAAGAUACUUUACUGUGUGCAGACUCCUCGGCCGCGUCCAGGUUGAAGUGCCGAGGUGGACUGCUAAUGUAUAUGAAUACAAUACGAGUUGAUUCUAAAACGAAUCCCUUGGGAGAAAAUAUUACUAUAUGUACUUUUAUUUACUUUUUAUUGUAGCAAAGUACAGCUUGGCAAAAAAGUGUAGAAACGGGAAUACUUUUUACAACACUAUUCAACUUGACAGUUGUUAGUGUAUGCUGUCAAAAGUGAUUAUUCUAUCGGCUUUGAAGGUUUUGUUGAUAAGGUUACAUUUACGUUUCUCGUAUUCGUGUUGCCAUAUUGGCGAUAGUGGCGCCUCUAUUAAUUUCUACUCUUUUUUGCCUGGCUAUAUCCGCCAUUAUCAGCACUUAGUCAUAGUUCUAAUACGACUUAUUUGUAUACAGUUAUCACAAUGGAAAAAAAAUGUUUAGAUGAAAUGUUACCAUUCGAAAUAAUUUAUUUUAUUUACAAGAGAAGAAAAAUAAUAAUUAAUCAGUUUGAAACUCUCAACUGAAAGAAUAUAACAAUCUAUCCUGUAAUAUCAGUUAGGCUGGCCACUGGAUGUGAUGCCAUUUUCAAAAUACACAUUUUGAAACUACUACACAGAAUCUAAAGUAGCUAACCUGCUUAGUGUUCCAGUUUCAUAAUUGCUAUAAAAAGAUUAUUAUAAUAAUAGGGCUUGUUUUACGUAAAGUUAACAUAUUCAGUUAUGUUUUGUUUAUUUAUAGAUUGAAUUUAUUUUUAUUUGAAUAUUUUUACCGCAUCGUGUAAUUGUUUUUGACAUGCAAAUGAAUUAUUAUUGGUUCAUUAUAUUUAUCUGAACUCCCAGUGUUACUUUCGCAAUGAAUAUUUUUUUUUUACUAAAUUUAAUUAAACAAUAAAUGAAAUUGUUAUCAAGAAGUUAUAUUGUAUUUGUAGUUCACAAAUAUUUACUCAUCUGAGGAUAUAUUCCAGCUUUGUAAACUGGACUUUUGUGCCAUUUCAUAAAAGAAAAUCUUCCUUUUCUAAAAAUCUAUCUUUUCAACUUUAUAAACUGUCUUUUUUAACCAACUUCAAAAAAGGAGGUUUCUCAAUUCGACCGUAUAUAUUUUUUUUUUUAAUUGUGGUACACACUCCAUAAAUAAUGAUACAUUUAUCUCAUUCUGUGAUGAGGAAACAGUGAUAGAUUUUACCGAAUCUAAUUGUGUAAAGCAAGUGUCGUAGGUUGCUUAAUAAUGUAUUCACAAUACUUCACGGUAUUUUAAUUGAUAAGCCAAAGUUAAUGUUUAGAUAUUUGUGCAAUAAUAUUAUUGCAAUGUACAGAUUUUAGUGAAGUACCAUUUUUUCAGCCCUAAAAAGAUUAUAAAGAUGGAAAUGAUGUGUACAUUAUGUAUAAAUAGACUAGAAUGUAUGUAUAGUGUAUUUUAAAAGUUUCAAUUAUUUUGUACAUAAUAUAUUACGUAUUUGUGAACGGAAGUUGAUGUUGCAUAUCAUCUAAAUUAAUUCUCAAUUACGCUGAUUAAUAUUUACGAAAGAAUCCUUAUACACAUUACUGUUUAGAGUGGUUUUAGACGUCAUUCAUUUCGAUUCACGAAAAAAUGUAAAAAAUAGGUAUGUAUUAUUUUGUAAAAGGGUAAUAUUAAUUGAUUCUUAGACAUAAAAUAAGAUUUUUAUAUGAAUCAUUUGCCAUGAUUGAUGUGCAGAAUACCUAGAUAAUGUUAUAAUAGUUAUAAAUAAUUGUUUUAUUUUCAUUUCAGCGUUGUUGUUAACUGACAUAAUAGUUGUUUAUUAUGUUUAAACAUGUCUACCAUGGCAAAUGAUGUACACGUAAGAUUAAUUAAUGUAAGACAUUGUGGAAAGUGCCUUUAAAUUUAAAAUGAAUAAAGUUUAUACCGACAUAGCUUCUUAUGUUAACUUAUGCUAUUUAUAAAUAUUAAUAAUAUUAACUGUUUUGAUGUAUUAUUAUGUUGUUUACUUUUGUUUUCUAAUUAAGUUUACCAAGCGUAAAUUUUAUUUUUGUUUAAAUUUACAAAUACAACAAUUCAUCUAACUAUCGUGUUCCUGACAUAUAAUAUAACAAAUAAUUUUGUCAAUAAUAUGGUACAUAAAUGCUGGAAAGUGACGUGAAAUAAUAAUAAAAUUAAGAUGAUAAAAUAUA
Molecule: messenger RNA, 3225 nt
Organism: Bicyclus anynana (squinting bush brown)
Lineage: Eukaryota; Metazoa; Arthropoda; Insecta; Lepidoptera; Nymphalidae
Gene: CrebB
Product: cyclic AMP response element-binding protein B
Exons: 7
Coding region: 172-1011 (279 amino acids)
Biological process (GO): regulation of transcription by RNA polymerase II
Cellular component (GO): nucleus; transcription regulator complex
Molecular function (GO): RNA polymerase II cis-regulatory region sequence-specific DNA binding; DNA-binding transcription factor activity, RNA polymerase II-specific; protein binding
Source: RefSeq, a predicted model, not a curated record